Molecule: messenger RNA, 1140 nt
Organism: Cordyceps militaris CM01
Lineage: Eukaryota; Fungi; Ascomycota; Sordariomycetes; Hypocreales; Cordycipitaceae
Product: CobW domain containing protein
Exons: 1
Coding region: 1-1140 (379 amino acids)
Cellular component (GO): cytoplasm
Source: RefSeq, a predicted model, not a curated record
AUGGCGCCUAUUCCCAUCACCAUCAUCACUGGGUUUCUCGGCUCCGGCAAGACCACCCUUAUCCUGAAUCUGAUCCCACAACUGCGCCGCAAGAACCCGUCUUACAAGCUCGCCCUUCUCAAGAACGAGUUUGGCGACCUCGCCGUCGACUCGCAGCUCGCCUCGAGCGCCGCCAUCUCUGGUGUCCAAGAGCUGCUCAACGGCUGCAUCUGCUGCAACCUCGUGGGCCAGCUCGGCCCGGCGCUCGCCGAGCUCGAGAAAACCGUCGCGCCCGACCGCAUCGUCAUCGAGACGAGCGGGUCUGCAUUUCCCGCAACGCUGGCCCUCGAAAUCAACCGCCUGGCGCGCGAGACGGGCAAAUACAUGCUGGAUGGCGUCGUUAGCGUGAUUGACGUCGAGAACUGGGAGGGCUACGAGGAUACGAGCUACACGGCCAAGAUACAGGCGCGGUACACGGACCUGAUUGUGUUCAACAAGUGGGAAGCGGCCGGCGACGACCGCUACGAGGAGUGUGUGGAUCGGGUUGGCGACCUCGAGGUGGAUGUCGCCAAGGCCAAGAGUGACAAGGGCUUCGUCAAUAUGGACAUCGUGUUUGGAAUCGACGGUGGCCUUGCGCAGCAACUCACCGACAGCCACGCUAUGAAGGAAAACGGCCAGGCCAACGGCCACACAAACGGCUACCUCACAAACGGCCACACAAACGGCGAGCACCACUCGCACGACCACCAGAGUGAGGUCGAGGUCCUCUCCCUCGAGCUUCAGGGCAGCAACGCCGCCUCCACCAAGAUUUCCACCGAGAAGAUACAGACACUACUUGCCGCGGCGCCCAAAGACGAAGUCUACCGCAUCAAGGCCGUCGUAACGCUGUCAGCGCCGCCCCGCAACUCGGACGCCGAUGUGCCUCCACCCGCCGCCAGCCCGUCCGGGCGCUACAUCCUCAACUGGGCGUUUGGUCGAUGGAACUUUACGCCCGUGGCGGGGUCACAAGAAGAGCACGCGAGCAGCAAUGAAGUCGCGCUGCGCAUGACCAUGAUCCUGGCGCGCUGCGAGAGCGCCAAGUGGGAGAAGAAGAUCAAGGCGGGCGGCUUGGUGGAGGUAGAGUCUGGUGAGGGCGAGUUGGUCGUCAAGAGGAUACUAUAA